Messenger RNA from Gadus morhua (Atlantic cod), 1234 nucleotides. RefSeq names its product cold-inducible RNA-binding protein B. Bases 81 to 578 code for a protein of 165 amino acids. The transcript has a single exon. The record is from RefSeq and is a predicted model, not a curated record. Gene Ontology annotation, molecular function: RNA binding. NCBI's taxonomy places the organism in Eukaryota, Metazoa, Chordata, Actinopteri, Gadiformes, Gadidae.
CUCGAGGCAGAGAAGGAACACUUCAUCCGGCCCUUCCUCGUGCAAGCAUCUCUUCGGAACUCUCAACCAGACAACUCAAGAUGAACGACGAAGGUAAACUUUUCAUCGGAGGCCUCAGCUUCGACACCAAUGAGGAAUCCUUGAUGGCGGCUUUUGCCAAGUAUGGAAACAUCGCCAAAGCUGAUGUUAUCCGCGACAAAGACACUGGGCGGUCCCGUGGUUUCGGCUUCGUCAAGUUUGAUAAUGCCGACGAGGCCAAGGAUGCGUUGGAGGGAAUGAACGGAACCAGCCUGGAUGGACGGUCCAUUCGAGUGGAUGAAGCCGGCAGAGGCAGAUCCGGUGGUUCCAGAGGCGGCUCCAGAGGCAGCUUCGGCGGCGGCGGUGGCGGCGGCGGCUAUGGCGAUAGAAGCUACAACAACGAGGGCGGCUAUGGCGGCGGAGAAAGGAGCUACGGUGGUGGAAGCGGCGGUGGAUACAGAAGCGGCGGCGGCGGUGGUGGCGGAUAUGGCGGCGGCAGCGGUGGCGGAUACAGAGAUAACCGGGGCCAGGGAAGCUAUGGCGACCAAUACGACAACUAGGCCCAAGACCAAAAAUCUCCCUGACUGAAGAUCGUCACUUGGCUGGCUGUAUUUAAAAGAUGCGCCACUCAAGAAAAAUGUCCACGUGUUAUUGGUGACCUUAUUUUUUUAUAGUAUGUUCUGUUCUGUUAGCAGCUUAAGCAUAUUUAAACCAUGUUUAAAGUUACUUUAAGAUGUUCCCGCGUUGACGGGGCGCCUUAUUAUCUUGCUAUAAAUAAAUCUUGCUUUUUCAACAUAUAUUCACGUGGCUUUCUCUUCGGGGAUUUUUUUGUACAUGCAUUCCUUAGUGAUUCUAGCGCGAUUCCACAUCCUUGAGUGUUCUAUAUUGCGGAGGGGACCGUGUACUAGCAGUUUCUUUCCAAGCAAAUUUCAUUUCAGAAAGUAUUCCACACGAGGCCGACUGCUCCUCGUGUCGCAAAUUGCGGCACGCUGCAGUCGAUCCGACAUUUCAAUUUUCUUUGUUCUGCUCUUCAACGCCUGCAUUUUUAAAUGUGCUGUAAAAUGGACUGAACUUGUAUAGGUGAACAUCAAUGUAACUAGUCGCACCAGUAAAUAACAGCCGGGAUCAGUUUUGUACUUUGCUAUUUUUUUUUUGUUGGUCAAUUUGGUUUCAUGGAGACUAAACGAUUUAUAAAAAUAAAGACAUUGAACAUGAA